AUGAGGUCUCAGACUGGUAACGCGGCUGUAACCAGUUCUUUUCUGUGGUCUUUUGCAAACGUUCUGGAAUUAAAGGAAAACAUGCGUCUAAAAGCACCCUCACUCGAUGCGGCAGCGCAGGCUGAGCUGACUGAAUUUAGUGAUUGGAUACUUGCAGUGGGUAAUGGCACUGCUCCCGUGUCUCGCAGAUUAGAUGAAAGUGAAGCCAGUUGGAUAGAAUUGCCAUUAGAUGUACUGAUCAUGUCUGGUGCUAAUAAAAUCCAGGCUAUUAUUGAUGCUGUUUGUACUGAUUUCACUUCCAUGUAUAGAGACACUUCUUACUUAUGUGGCCGUGCUAUACUGUCCCCCACCAAUGACGUGUGCAAUGAAAUUAAUGAUGUCAUGAUUUCCAUGUUUCCUGGUGAGCAGAGGGAGUAUCUUAGUUGUGACUCUGUAUCGAACGUUUCUGAAAAGUUUAACGAUAUAGACGCGAUCUAUCAGGUUGACCUGCUGAACAGUAUAAAAAUUAACAAUUUUCCUGAGCAUAAGCUGGUUGUCAAAGUUGGUGUGCCAAUCAUGUUGCUCCGUAAUUUAAAUCCGACAGCUGGUCUGUGCAAUGGCACAAGGAUGAUAAUAAUGGAGUUAGGCGAUAGGUUGAUUGAGGCAUGUAUUAUAACCGGUUCUAAUGUUGGUGAGACUGUCUACAUUCCUAGGAUUAUGCUAUCUCACAGGCACAAAAAAUGGGCAUACACGUUGGAGAGGCGUCAGUUUCCCAUACGUGUCUGCUAUGCCAUGACCAUAAAUAAGAGCCAAGGCCAGAGCCUUUCAGCGGUUGGCCUCUACCUCAGGAACCCAGUGUUUUCUCAUGGCCAACUGUAUGUGGCUCUCUCACGUGUAACUUCCAAGAGCGGCCUGAAAGUUCUAAUUGAAGAUGAAUCACAAAACUACUCACGAUGGACGAGGAAUAUUGUCUACCGUGAGAUGGGUUUCGAUUCACUCUCUGACAUUUCUCCGGCUAGCAAGCACUGGUGCGUGAAUGUCCGAGUUGCUCGCAUGUGGGACUACUAUGGGACACGUGAUGGUCAGCCACCAAUUCACGUUGAUCUUGUGCUGAUAGAUGAUAAGGGUAAUGCCAUGUAUGCAGAAAUAGCUGGUACCGAGGCAAAGAAGUUCAAAGACCUGAUUCACGAACAAGGAGUCUACUCUCUUAAAAAAUUCUUUGUGGCUACAAGCAAAUCCUCAUACAAGCCAUUUCCUACUAAAUACAUGAUGAAGUUUGCACCUUGGACAACUGUAAGUGAGAUGCAGUAA
Molecule: messenger RNA, 1290 nt
Organism: Lolium perenne
Lineage: Eukaryota; Viridiplantae; Streptophyta; Magnoliopsida; Poales; Poaceae
Source: RefSeq, a predicted model, not a curated record